Molecule: messenger RNA, 2115 nt
Organism: Sphaeroforma arctica JP610
Lineage: Eukaryota; Ichthyosporea; Ichthyophonida
Exons: 1
Coding region: 88-1728 (546 amino acids)
Source: RefSeq, a predicted model, not a curated record
AGCUACUAGUUGCGCACAAAUAAAUCCACUACUUACAUAGCUACCAGUUGCACACAGGCAUAUUCAAAUUUUGCAACUCUGUUAAGCAUGUCCGGUCAAAAAUAUGGCAAGAGUGAAACUUACUUACGGCACAAUUUGAAGGUCGUGUCUAGGAACUCUUCUCUUAAACGUGACACUGGAAGCAAAACAUCUUCUUUACAAGCAGGUAGUCUGGAUCCAUCCGUUGGCCGAAAUACAUCUCUCCUAGACGGAACCUUCACACUUCAGCCCGAUGACGACCCUGCUACAGCGAGUAGUAUUCAUCUCCACGUAGGAUGCGGACGCUUGGGGCUAGGUCUUGUUAUACCUGCUCUAUGUGCAGACAAGCAGCAGACUUUGUUUGUGUUGCAAUCACCUUCCCCUGCCUGGGAUUCUCUGCGGGACAAGAAACUAUACAAAGUGCCAUUCUAUGUCAAUAACGAGGAGGGUGACACGUUCACCGUAAUCACAUCAUCGUACGGUCUGCGAGUUGCGCGCAAAAAGUUCAGGGCUAAUAAAGGGAACAAGGGGGGACGUUAUCUGGUCAUUUCAAACGACAAAGCCCUGAUCGGCGGCAUUGUCCGGUCUGCAACCUCCUUCUCCUGCUCUGUGGGUACUAAAGGCUUACAGAGUGUUGUUGUGAAUAUGUUGAAGGCCGGAGGUCUUUUGCAUAAGGACAACAGCUCCACGAAGGAGCAGAAGCGUGACGAGCUUGAUCCGAACAUGGAGAAGCUGCCUUCGCUAUACGCUUGCGAGAACGAUCACGCGGCUGUGGAUGCACUUGCAGAUGUAGUAAAGAAUGCAGUCACUGUGUUCCCAGUACUUGUAGACCGUAUCUGCACGGAUAGGCGCAUUACUGAGAACGGUGUAUACAUUGAUACAGAAGAAUACAAAGGCGAGAUGGUUGUCAUGGUUCCCGAGGGUGAUGAUGAAGAAGAUCCCGACGAUGAAGGGUUCUCCUGCCCUGAAACUGAGGCUUACAUAGCCUCAAGUCGAGGUGAUCUGGACAAGGAUUAUGACUCGUCCGGAGAUGAUAAUGACGAUGUUAGCAACGACAGUUCACCCUGGGCUAUGGCAGAUAACGCCGUCAUGCCUGGUGACAGCACUGUGGCACAGUUUCUACACCGUAGAAAGAUUCUAGGCGUAAACGGCUUGCACACAACGCUCGGGUUUUUAACCUUGGUUAAGGAGGAGCCUGAUCGCAUCGGGUUGCCUCUGGGCGAUCACAAGCUGUUAACCUGGGACUCGGCUACAGAAAAGGAGCAGCGGGUGAUCUGGUCGAUGUGCGUUGCGAGAAUAUUCAUUUUACUGCAGGAGUUUCCUAUGGAGGUCAUGCACAGAGCGCUCGUAGAGACGGGGGAUAUCGAAGUAGAGGCCUUCGGGGAAGAUGAAGAGAUGAUCGAUGAUGAGGCUAUUGAAGCUGUCCUGACGGCGCUGAUUGAGUAUAAUACGACUGGUCUAGAACGCACCAGCACUAUUGAUGACACUACCGGGCGAGUGUUGGGUGGUGGAGUGGUGAACCGGUACAACGGUAGGCUCAAGAAUGUGCAGAAGUUCGUGAGGAAAGAGCUCAAUACUAUCGAUGAGACUGGGGAGUUACUGCUGCAACUGAGUGAUCUGACUGAGAAUCAGAUGCGCAAGGGCGUGGCAUAUCUCGUCAGAGAGGCCGAACGGUUCACUCUCGAGCCACUUCCUGCGAAGCCCGAAUAGAAGACGGUAUAUCCCACCAUCCAGCACGGAUCUGGCAAGGGUGACAAGCACAUCACUGGAUGCCAGCUGCAAUCUAAAAGCUCCAACCAUAUAUCUAUAUUUUAGGCAUUCAUUCACGCGUAUGUCAGUACGCAAAUACCAAUUUCACACAGUCCAGUAUCUCGACAUCGGCUAUAGUGUGCGCUCGGUUCGUUCUACCGUGAAGGUUUUGCACAGUGGACUACUACGAUACUUUUGCCGAUAAAAGUGCUGGAACACCAUGACCUACUACACUAGCCUCGCAAAGAAGUAUGUACAUUGGUGCGCUUGAUGGCCACUAUCAGCACGAUUUCGGAGAUGUUAUGUGUCAUACUCACCGAUUCAAAUAAAAACGGCUUGUAACCUACC